UGGCAGCGGAACCGUCGCGACGCCUCAACUUGGUGUGAGUGGUAAAUUUGAAGUGCCAAUUCACGUCUCAAGUAGCAGAUGCUCUAGUCUCAGAGAUAAUACUUGUUGCACUGAUAGCCAUACGUGUUUAUUUUGGUUUUUAUUUUUUACUGCGGAUGGAAGAUAAUGAAUUUUAAUAAUAUGUGAAGUUUAGUAUGUAUUGACAAACGUGUUUAACUACAAGUGGAAGAGAAUUGCUUUAUGCGAAUGAAAUCAUCUACGAUCUAAUUAAUCUUUCGUCGUGAAUUAUGUAAAAUAGUGCCAGAUAUAGCCACACUGAGACUUAAUUUCAGGUGUAAGAAUAGAUCUUCAAAAAGUGCAGCCCUGGUUGUAGCACGUGGUACUCUCGUUGAAUCUCUGCCCAGACGUCCGCUGACCAUGACAUGGGAUUGCUGGCAGAAGGGUAAACGGGGAAUGACAGUGUCGGUGUUCUUUCUAGGCAGCAUCUGCCUUGCGGUGAUGCUUGCCUAUCUGGCGUUCGGUGAUAGCACCGAUGAAGAGGGAUUGCGUACACUUCGAAUGAUAGCGAUCAUGUUUCGCCACGGAGAUCGCUCGCCGACAGAAUUUUACCCUAAUGAUCCUCACCGUAAUCACCCGUGGACUGGGGGAUUGGGAGCUUUAUCAGAGCGAGGUUCACAGCAAAUGUACAACUUGGGGAAGAAUCUACGUCCACGGUAUUAUCGUCUGUUACCCCCGAAUGGUCUAUACUCGAAGAACAACAUGUACGUUGUGAGCAGUUAUGCUGAACGGUGUAUUAUGAGCACGCAGAGCUUCAUGGCGGGUUUUUUGCCCCCGUUGGAGAAUACUAAUCCGUUGCCCAUCCCUUGGCAGCCAGUAGCGAUCAAUACAUUGGACAGGGAUCGCGACACGAUACUAGCCCAGAAAAAGCCCUGCCCACGCUACGAACAGUCGCUACAACGUUUGAUGUCGUAUCCUCCCAAAGACAUACGUGAUUUGAACGAAAAGAGCGCGGCUUUGUACAAAACGCUUAGUAUAUCAACCGGACAAAACAUAAGCACCAUCCUAGAUGUGGAGCUUCUAUACAAUACGCUAGAGAUCGAGAAAAACGCUGGUCUCGAACUUCCUGAUUGGAGCGAAACGAUAUUCCCGGAGAAAAUGCUUCCUCUUGCAGAACGCAGCCUGGCCCUGUUCACCGAGACCCCCCUGAUGAAGAAGAUCAAGGGUGGUGCGAUCGUAAGCGAACUAUUAGAUAAUAUGUUGCGCAAGCGUGCCGGUAUACUUAUGCCCGAACGGUCGAUCUUUGUCUAUUCGGGGCACGAUGUCACGCUAGUCAAUCUGAUGCGAGCGCUGAAUGUGAUCGAUCAGACUACUGGGAAACCGGAGUUUGCCGCGACGAUAGUGUUCGAGUUGCAUCACAGUAUAACGUUCGAUGACGACUUUGAGGUGAAGGUUGUGUACUAUUUCAACAGUGACGAUAAGUAUCCCAAGGAGCUCCAUAUUCCCAACUGUGGCAAUCCAUGCUCGUUGACCAAAUUUAACCAACUGAUGGAACCAAUCCAUAUUACGAGUUACGACGAGUUGUGUCAACUGGUUUAGACUCAAAAUGUUUGUACAUAUUUGUUGUGUUACCAAAGUUUAGUUGAGUUUAUAUUUGUAAGGUUGUUUAUGAUCUGAAGUAAGUUAACUUUGUAUUGAAGUGUAUGAAUUUCUAUGGUAAAACGAUUACUGUUUAGCUCGUGUUUCCUAAUAAAUACUCUAUUAGAUGCAGUAUUGGUUCUCUCUCGCGAAAACUUAUUUCAACCUGCACCAUUCUUCUGUUUGACCUUGCAACAGAAUUCAAUACUCCCUAAAUAGACGAUAUUGGUAGUAGGGAUCUUUAAUUUGGAAAAAAUUGUGCCAGUUUUUCGUAUUUAUUAAUAGCAGGUGUCCUUACGAGUGCACUCAUAUCAUUCUUAAACCAUAAUUAUUCUUUUCUGAUUUUCAAAUUUAAAAAAAAAAAACAAAUUAAAUUCAACCAAUAAACUGACAGUUGACCGACUUAAUGACGUAUCUGCAAAUAUCUCGUUCGCCUCAUUGUUAACCGGGACAGCACCCCACACAGCAUGAUCUGGUACUUUGUCAAUCCGCUAAAAGCCUGCCAUCCCAAGUUUCAUCUGCAAACUAUGGUAGAUCUGAUAAGGCAACCUAUAGAGUCGUGCAAGUCGCAAGGGUUUGGAUGUGUUAUUGUCCUAAAAGGAAACAAAUUAAAAAAAAAUUUCAAUAGUUUUAGGCCUAAAACUUGGAAAAGAUAUUAAUUCACGGUACUAAUCUGCAUCAUAAUAUGCCUUAACCCGCACACCCCUAAAGAUCCCUGUUGUAAGGAUGUUGGUUGGACAAAUCUUCAAUACUAUGUCCUGGAACCAAUUUUCUUUUACAAACUAUGUGAAAAAUAUUUUUCUCUAAUCUAACUAAAAGAUGACGAAUCCCAUAUAUAUGGUGAGCUGCGGGAAAAAGGGAAAAAUUUGAAAUUUUAUAAAGGUAUGUAGCUAUAUUUUUAUGAAAUACUUGUUAUACGUUUAGCGUAGUACAAUGUCUAAUUUGCAAAAUCCACUUGAGAAAAUAAAAAAAUAUUAAUAAUUGUCGAAGCUAUAGCAAUUUCCACAAAACGCGUUUUUUUUUUCAAAGAGAUUUGCCGUGAGUACGAUGCCAGUCCAUCAGCUCAACAGAAACCAUCAAACUAAAAAAAAUCAUUAGUAUAUAUACCUGUGGUGUCCUUGAACGAUCGAUUAAAAAAAUUCUUUAUGGAAACGGGGACGAUUUUUCCAAAAAAUCACUAUUUUCACCUGAAAAAAAUUAUUAAAAAAUUCAUAACAAUAAUAUGAAAAUUUUGACGAAAAAAUCGUAGUCACCGCAAAGACGCUUUUGGGAAACAUGUAUAAGCAACACCUCCAUAAGGGAGCAAGAUGAAAAAAAGGAUGGGUGGGUAAUGUCUGCGACAUAACCGGAGAGAUGUAGAAUACAUAAGGAACACGUUCUUCAAAUAUGUUGAUACUCAUUGGAAUUUUCGGACAAAAGGUGAUUUGGGCGAGGAAUAUUUCAUAUUAUUCUUUACAAAAAUGAUGGUGGUCCUGAAAAGGACCGUUUCUGUUGGCGUUGUUGGCCUUGGUGAGGGAGAUGACUAACGAUGAAAUGAAUUGUUAGCAUGAGGAAGUCGCAUAGUACUGGCCAAUGGCAGAACAGAUAAUAAUUGAUUCCUGAAAAUCAAUUUUUCUUUAUUCAUGUAAAUUAUACAUAUUUACAAAUCUAAUAGAGGAUUCCUGGUCAUAUUUCUGAAUCAUUAGUGCGAACAUUGUGUAAUUUGGUUAAGUACAAUGAAAGUUACAAACUUUCCAAACUCGACCUUCUGUUCCUUCCGAAAUAUUGAAAUGGGGUAUCUAUAUUAAACCGUUAGUCGUGGUUACAAUAAAAAAAAGAUGUCUGUGACAUAACCGGAGCGUCGUGAUUUCAAUUCGAGACGUUAAUUUAAAUCUAAUAAUAUUCAACAGAAUCACGUUUGAAUGGGAAAUUUUCAAAUAAUUCUGUAUGGUAAUAAUGGUGGUUCUGAAAAGAACCUUUGGUAUCGCCUUUGGUGUUGGUGGUGAUGCGCUGGAUCGUUGGAUAUAUUUGGCAUGAUAGUUACGUGCCUGGCGAACUGUUUUGUAGCCUCGAACAAAACGACAAGACUGGCUUCUUCGGGUACCAUUACGGCUGAACUUUAUAAGCUUAGCUCGACUUUGAAAUCCUGCACAAUCUCACGAAUCAGACAUUGGUAGGGCCAUUUUGUUUGCUACUAGCACGGAGCUGCACAAAAAAAUCAUUUAAUGCAGUUAGUUCACGGAGGCUGCCAAAAAGCUCGAAUAGAAGCAUGCGACUUCUACACUGAACAAAAAUGAUUGCAAUAUAGCGUAUGAUUUAUCAUAUGAACGGCCUAAAAACUCGAUGUUGACGAUUUCGAAUGGCAAUCAUUCAAAAAAUAGUGAAUUCAAGAUCGAAUGACUUCAUAUUUGAAUUGGAAUGAACAGGUUGUCGAUUUUCAAAUGAUAAACAUAACUGUAAAGGAAUUGAUUGCACUCGAAAAAGUAAACGAUGGCGUUGAUAAUCAUCAUUCCAAAUCACAGCAGUUCAUCAUUCGUAUUUCAUCUGUUUUCAGUGCUCGGGCUGAACCAAAUGACAAUCAUUUGAUGUGCGCAAUGCGAUUGGGAGUAUUUCUUAGUUUUUUUCUUCUCUUUACUAGUAACAGCAUUUACUAAAACCACAUCCGUUCACGAGAGCAAAAAAAUAUUUGUAAUUUUAUUAGUGUUAACGAUAACCUGGUAGUGUAAACUGUUUUUCAGGUCAAGAAAAAUAACAAAUAUUGUUAAUAGUGUUUACUGGAAAAAUACAUCCAGUUCAAACGAUUUAUUUGUGCCCAUUUUCGGACAAUAUCACUGGCAUGGGGGUCUUGAGAGCAUACAGGAAAUCAUCCGCGACGGUCUUGGAAUUGCAAAAAGCAAACAACUGUGAAAGACGAGGCGAACGAAGUAUUGGAUAAGGUGUCAAAAAGACAAGAGGUAAAAUGUUUGGCAAAGGUUUGUACACGGUCAGUUUCACGAUCUGGUUAAUCAUUUUAGAAUAGGACAGCGUUCAUCGGAUGCCAACUCUGUUAAUUGGUGCCUACAUCAAUUGUGACGCCGAAAUGGCCAUUAAGUUUUGAUAUCCCAGUAAGAGCACAAUCAAAUACAAAAAUACGAAAGAGUUGAAUAGGGUUGACUAAUUUGAUUAUUCAGUGAGCCAAAAAAUGAGGACCCUUUUGUAUGGGACCUUGGCGAUUUAAUUUGUAUUUGGCACAAUGGAUAUCAUUGGGAACUACUGGUUCCGAAAUAUUACGGAGAUAUAUGGCUUCCACAACGAGUAGUUACGUGUGGCAACCCAAAAGUCUGGAAAAUUUUCACGGGCCUGCUCGAUUCUUGUUUUCAAGGCGGUCUCAGUGCCGCAAUCAAUACACUGAAUUUUUGCACAUUCGGGAGGUGCAGGAUAUGCCACAUGAGGAACCGAUAUGCGAUCGGAUUUGGUUCUAUCCCGAUGACCGCGCCGGCUGGACUGUUGCCGCCGCUACAUACGGAACGUGCCAUAUGCCAUAUAUAUUUAACCCAAUAUAUUCCGAAUCACUGUCGCGAGGAGAGGGAUUUAAGAAGUAUAGCUCCCAUGCCUCCGCAUAGCUCAAUGUGGUCCUGAUGUUCGUGUGCCAACAAAGUAAAAGAUCAUGGCAUGUUCGGUGAUAAUGGUGAAAAAAAAAAUUGCACAUGUCCCUCGAAUAAGAAACUAAUAAUGUUCAAAGACAAUCAAAAAUUUAGUAAAAUUACACACUGUACAAGACGUCCGGAUUUCCAAACAAGAUUUGAUUGGAUAUUUGAAAACAGCGCAUUCCCGUGGAGACCAUUUUGAAUAAACUUUUAGCAACUGGCGUCUCCUGCACCAACGACAUAUAAGUUCUUAACUUUGAAAAGCUCCGAUGAAUUCGAAGCCAAUGAAACCCUGGCCGAAGAAGUUGGUAGACCAGUGGACAAAUUAUACCUACAGCCAUGACUCGCUAGAUGUGGCCAACUUUGUAUCUAUUGUUCGUGAAUGGAAGCAGACAUGCUCCGCUAGCAUAUUUCCUCUAUUCAAAGAGCUUGGCGUAAUAGGUUCUCCGAAACGAAUGUGACUAAAACGUAGUAUUGAUCCAAUCGAACAGCAAUUUUCAAAUAUCAGCGGCUCGUAUCAAUUUGUCCAUUUUUACAGAAAAAGUAACAAACCGUUGAGUUCCUAUAUAUUAAUCAACUUCCAAACGACAAUGUCCUGGAUUUAUUUAAGCUUGAGAAGACGGAUGUUUUUCUUAUAUAUACGAUGGUAUCAAAUACGACAUCAUCGCACAGCCAUACAGUUUUAGGUGUACCUAUGAAUUGCCGUCUCUUAUUACCAAGAGUAAUUUUCAAAAAAAUACUUGGUUGGAAAUGAAGUAAAUCCAAACUACGCUAAAUCUCGACUGACUGGAUGCAUCCUACGGGUAGCAUCUUUUUAACCCAUUAUGUCCUAGCGUAUGAAAUUUCAUACGCAAAAACAACACAUUUCAGGAUCAUACUUGUUAUACAAUAAAGGCGUUUUCAAACUUCUGGUCUUUUGUGAACGUUAAUAAAUACCCUAUAGUUUAUAAUGUGUAUGCUCAAUAAUCUUUUUUUAUAAAAUUCCAUUGUGUUUUCGAAUUUCAAAGAUGGACAAAAUUCAAACCAAAAUAUGAACAAUACAUAUUAUUAAUUUUCUCUUCUAAAUCACUAAUUCUUGGUUCGGAUUGUAAACGAAUGGUCAUGAGAGGUGUAAAAGAUGUGGCUCAGUGCGAAAAAAUGGAAGAAAUUGGUGAAACAAUUGCGAAAAUUCUGCUGGUAGUUCAAUGUAUGAAAUUUCAUACGCUAGGCUGAACCGAUAUCUUUUUUCCUAAGGCGAAAUUAUUUCCUCUUUAGGACCAGGAGGCGAUUCACAAUAUUCUCGCUGAUUUUAACGUUGAAUCAGUGCAUUCCAGGCUAACGAAUGCUUAAUACGUAGCAAAUCAUACCUGAUUCCACCCAGAAUAUUUUUUAUGUAAAUUCUCGUAAGAAAAUGUUCUUUUUCUUCAAAUAAUUACAAAGUUUGAGGGAAAGAUGGUUUGAUGCAACGAACCAAUCAUGAGACGAAACGAUACGAGAGAUGAGAGAAGUGUUAAAAUCAUUCAAAAAAGCUGCUAAAUGAAUGAUCUCGCAAGGUUGAAGAUAUUAUUCGAUUUUAUGUUGAAUAUAAUGAUUUUAGUCGAAUUUUCUAUGUAAUGAUUUUUUGAUACCCUAUCAGCCCAGCGUAUGAAAUUUCAUACGAUAGUUUUUUUUGCAACAAAACGCUCCAAAGUGGAUAUUUUAUUUUUCCCAAACUUAAUUCGGCAUAAUAUGACGGCUCACGAAGUAUUUUAUAAAUUACCAAAAGUUUUAACAUAGCUGGGUUAUAAUGGGUUAAAUUCUCGUUGAAUGUGAAGAUAUAUCCUUGUACGAUUUCGACAGCUAGGAUCUGUGAUAAUUAUAUGGAGUAUCAUUGAUCAAUAUUAAUGUUUCAAAGGUUUUCUUCCAUUUAAUUCCACUAUGUUUAAUAGUGGAAUUAAAUGAAAGAAAACCUUUGAAACAUUACGUACAUUCCACCUCCUUAAGACCUCCGUUCGCGUAUAUAUUGUGAUCAAUAUUGUUUCUCUUUGCUCAAAGGCGUCCAUCAGGAUUCUUCUAAUACCACGCAUCUCAAUAAAAUAGAGCAAAUCGGAUGCCGCAAACUUCCGUAACUUCUUUCCGUAAUAUUCUAAGAGGAGAACAAACGAACUAUACUGAAGGGAGCAACGGAACCGGGUAUCACCUCAGACUAUUUACUAUUUAAACAGAUUUGAACUAAAAAUGUUGUAUUUGUAUACCAUAUCUAGCCAAACAUUUGAAAAGAACCCAUCUGUCAAACGUAAAAAUAGAGGAAAUUAUAAAGGGAGUUUUGAAUUUGUUUCAAAUUCAUUAUAAUCUUAUUUA
Molecule: messenger RNA, 7559 nt
Organism: Topomyia yanbarensis
Lineage: Eukaryota; Metazoa; Arthropoda; Insecta; Diptera; Culicidae
Product: lysosomal acid phosphatase
Exons: 4
Coding region: 418-1596 (392 amino acids)
Biological process (GO): dephosphorylation
Molecular function (GO): phosphatase activity
Source: RefSeq, a predicted model, not a curated record